GGGUAACGUAAUCUGUGUGGGUAAAACCCCUUAGCCUUGAAAAAGCAGCAUUUGGGCUGCGUCUGCAUCCUGUCAGUGUGUCCCUCGGUGGAAGCACUGCGACCCGCCGUUGGGUUACAGAACGUGCUCGUGAAAGAGUUUUUCAUUUUUGUGCUGUAGUAAUCGGGGUUGUAACAAAGUAACCUAUUAUUUUGAACUGGGGAUCGCAAUGACUUGCUGGGAGACAAAAUGUGUUCUCCAUGCCCUGGCUGCACUACUGGUGGUUUCUCUAGUCGACUGUGCUGGAAGAAAAACACGGCAGGAUAGGCACUACCAGUAUGGCAAUGGAUCUACCCAUCAAGGCUCUGUCAGCCUGGGUCAGCAACACCACAGAGUGCCACAUGUUCAUGAGAGACCCUACCUUCAUCACCAAUCUCCGUACAAAAAACCUCUAAAGUAUGCCUCUGAAGUAUCACACGAAGAAACUCUGGAAGAAAAAUCACUUGGAAGUGAUGGGCGGCCAUUGACAUCCUCCUUCAUGUCAUGGCGAUAUCGUGCAUCACCAAGUGAGUCUGAAGAAGAAGAGUCAAAUGGAACAUUGACAAAUUACACAAGGAGACUGUAUACUGUGUCAUCAACUGGCUUGAGGGGUGAACGAAAAGGAGGAGCACACACAGCCAGUGACCCAUCAGAAAGAGAAGAUCGUGGAAUAGGUGACGGUACACAUUCAAUGACACAAGUGCAACACAGGUAUCAGGCGACACGCACGAGGCUUUUAGAAGACAGAGAUAGGGACCAUGAUAAAUCGGGUAGAACUCAGACAAGGAACAUAUAUGAAGCUGCAUCAAAGCACAGUGGGAGCUUGUCAGAAGGCUGGCAAAGUAGGGUGCACAUUGGAAGCAGUGGUGGCUUAGAGGGGAGGUCAAGUUCAUCGGAAGAUGCAGGGGGUGUAUCACAACACCCGUAUCAUGGUAGAAAGGAUACUGAAGAUGUGGUUCGAACCAGAUGGCACAGCAUUCACAGGGGAUCUACCUCAGCUGAACCUCUGACUGAGUCAAAAAGCACCUACCAUAGUACAUCUUUGGAGGACAAAAUCAGGGGGUCAGACAUGCAAGAGAGUGUUUCAGCAGAGACAGCAACUGACAGAAGGGAUGCAGCAGAUUCACAAAGGAGAUACAGGACAGAACAGCGCCAACAUCAUUACAGAAAUGGCACAGUUAGUGGAAGUAGGCCACCAUACAGUAGUAGGUGGCAUGGCAUUGAUGUUACAGACAGACCAAGUUACUCAAGGACCUCAUACACAAGACUGACAAAUGGGACAUGGACGGCAACAUACCGUCGAGGUGGAACAUAUAAUUACACGCAGUGGCGGUACGGUGGAGGUCGGGAAAACGUAACAUCCUUGAGGGGCUCAGUGUCGUAUGGCUCGAGCCGGACAAGCGGUACAUAUGGUGGGACUGAAACAGGGCCAAGUAGCCAAGACAGGCAUCGGACAACAACAGAUAUGCCUCCAACACAAAGGUGGGAUGUCAGAACAGAGAGGCCAACUUUCACAGUGACAUCAGUUGAGGAGGAGGCACACCCUCUGGCUGGUGGUCGUCAUCGCGUAACACAGGCCUGCGAAGAAUCAAGUUGCUAUCCAGCAACAGGAAACCUUCUGAUUGGACGAGAAAAGAAGUUGAGUGCAACCUCCACAUGUGGCAUGUAUGGUCCAGAACGGUUCUGCAUUGUCAGCCACCUCAAAGAGAGGAAGAAGUGUUUCAAAUGCAACAGUAAAGUGCCUGGGGAAGAGCAUGGCAUUGAGAACAUCGUCUCAAGGGCUGGUAGCAAUCGUCGACGAACUUGGUGGCAAUCAGAAAAUGGUGUGGAGCAGGUUUCCAUUCGCCUGGACACGGAAGCAGAGUUUCACUUCACCCAUCUCAUCAUCACUUUCCGCACUUUUCGCCCAGCUGCCUUGUUAAUAGAGCGUUCCCACGAUGAUGGAAGAACAUGGAAAGUAUAUCAGUACUAUGCGUACAAUUGUGCCGAGUCAUUCCCUGGUAUUCCUAUUGGUCCAAGACGCAACAUCACUGAUGUGACUUGUGAAUCCAAGUACUCUGCGGUUGAGCCAUCUUCUGGCGGUGAGGUGAUCUUCCGUGUUUUGCCACCGCACAUCCGCAUUGCAGAUCCGCACAGCCGAGAUGUUCAGGAUCUGCUGAAGAUGACAAACCUUCGCAUCAACUUCACCAAGCUGCAUACACUAGGUGACAACUUACUGGAUUCACGACGGGAGAUCAAGGAGAAAUAUUAUUAUGCCAUUUAUGAUAUGGUGGUCAGAGGUUCCUGCUCUUGUUAUGGUCAUGCCAGUCAGUGCAUAGCGGACGACGACAGCCUUCACAAUGCCACCAGAAUUCCAGACAUGGUAUACGGAAAGUGCCAGUGCACACAUAAUACAAUGGGCUUGAACUGCGAGAGCUGCAAACCUCUGUACAAUGACCAACAGUGGCAGCCGGCCAGUGAAAGAGAUCCCAACCCCUGCAAAUUGUGCAAUUGUAACAACCACGCUGACCGCUGCCACUUUGAUCCUGCGGUGUGGGAACGCUCAGGCCGUGUCAGUGGUGGUGUUUGUGAUGAUUGCCGUGAUAACACCAUGGGUAUUAGCUGUGAGACCUGCUUGCCAUUCUUCUACAAGGAUCCCCAGAGGGACAUCACAGACCGUUAUGCUUGCCAACCGUGUGACUGUGACCCUCGUGGCUCACUCGAAGAGGGGGUGUGUGACUCCCAUGAUGACCCAGCGGCAGGGUUAGUAGCUGGCCGCUGCCACUGCAAGAGCAAUGUGGAAUCACGGCGGUGUGACAGAUGUAAGAAAGGACACUACAACUUCCAGGCUACCAAUCCUUUUGGCUGCCAACCAUGCACAUGCAACGAGCUUGGCACCAUUGGUGAUGGAUGCAAUGUGUGGACUGGAGAGUGUACCUGCAAGCGCAACGUUGUGGGCCGUGACUGCGACAAGUGCAUGGAAUUCCACUGGGGCCUCAGUCAGGAUGAUGAUGGCUGUAAGCCAUGUGACUGUGACCCAGGUGGCGCAUAUGACAACAACUGUGACAUUGUCACUGGCCAGUGCAGAUGCAGACCUAAUGUUCAAGGCAGACGCUGUGACCAACCAGAAACAGGGUACUUCAUUGGCAACAUGGACUUCAUGCGCUACGAGGCUGAACUGGCACGGAGCAGCCCGGGCUGCCAAGUUUUGGUGAGAGAGCCGUUUACAGGUAGAGAGCCUACUUGGUCUGGUUUAGGUUUUAUGCAAGUGCAUGAUGACUCGUACUUGGAAUUCGACAUCUCUGAUGUACCAUAUGCUAUGGAGUAUGACCUUGUCAUUCGCUAUGAACCCAAGCUUCCACGUGGUUGGGAAGAAGCUGAGGUUACUGUGGACAGACUUGACCCCGUAGAUCCUAAUGGGCCUUGUGCCAACUGGAUUACUGGUGAUGACCGUCAUCUAGUCACCUUUCCAUCUGGUGACAGACAUGUUGUGGUGUCACCUGUGUGUCUUGAGAAAGGAAAACGAUACAAGGUGCGCAUUGACUUCAAGCAGUACGACCGUGAAGUAGAUACACCGAAGGCUACUAUCCUCAUUGACUCGAUUGUGCUCCUCCCAAGGCCCAAUCAGAUCCCAUUCUUCCAUGGCUCUCCGGCAAAUGAGUACCACAGGGAGGAAUUUGAACGCUACCGCUGUGGACAGGCCUUCUACACAAUGCGAUAUGGAGGACCCCUCCACGAUGUGUGCAAAAAGUAUCUUCAGAGCAUUGGCCUUCUUGUCUUCAACGGUGCUCAAUCAUGCGAAUGUGAUCCACAAGGCUCUCACAGCAGUGUCUGUAGCACCCUGGGAGGACAAUGCCAGUGCAAAAACAACGUCAUUGGGAGACGCUGCGAUUCGUGCGCCCCGGGAACUUAUGACUUUGGACCUGGAGGCUGCAGACCCUGUGACUGCAACAGCAUCGGAGCUCUGGACAACUUCUGCAAUGUUCAAACAGGCCAGUGUCAGUGCAGGGCCAACACAUAUGGUCGUCAAUGUGAUGAAUGCCAGCCAGGUUUCUGGAACUACCCGAGUUGCCAACGCUGUGAAUGUCAAGGCCAUGCAGACACAUGUGACUCCAAGACAGGAAACUGCAUUCGUUGUAAGGACUUCACUGCAGGGCCGCGAUGUGACAGGUGCGAAAUUGGCUUCUACGGAGAUCCCCGCUUUGGAUCUGGUAUUCCAUGCCGUCCCUGCCCUUGUCCAGGAACGGCUGAAAGUGGAGUAAGCCAUGCAACCAGUUGUGACCUCGACCCUCAUUCUGGCAAUGUUAUUUGUCACUGUUCACAAGGAUAUGUUGGUGAGCGGUGUGAUCGCUGUGCCAACAACUAUUAUGGUGAACCAAAUGUGCCAGGAGGAACUUGUCGCCGCUGUGAAUGUAACGGAAAUAUUGAUGAUACAAUGCCUGGAAACUGUGAUGCACGCACAGGAGAAUGCUUGCGAUGCCUCUACAACACUGAGGGACCCCACUGUGAGCGUUGUAAGCCUGGCCACUAUGGGGAUGCCUCCCAGCAACAGUGUCUUGAGUGUGUCUGUAAUAUCCUUGGCAUGGACGAAAGAAGGGGCCACUGUGAUCCCGUCACAGGACAGUGCCCAUGUCUUCCGAAUGUGAUUGGUAAGGCUUGCGAUCGUUGUGCUCCCAACUUUUGGAAGAUUGCAAGUGGUGAAGGCUGCGAGCCAUGUGACUGCGAUCCAAGUGGCUCCCAUGAUGCUAAGUGCAAUGAGUUUGAUGGGCAGUGCCCAUGCAAGCCAGGCCAUGGAGGACGAAAGUGUAAUGAAUGUCAAGCCAACCAUUGGGGUGAUCCACGUGUACGAUGCUACCCAUGUGAAUGCAAUGUGCCGGGAGCUGCACAAGCUCAGUGCCACCGUGCCAAUGGAAGCUGCAUCUGCAUCCCUGGAGUCGCAGGAGAUCGCUGCCAGGAGUGUGCGCGUGGAUUCACAGGCAGUGCUCCCUAUUGUCAGACCUGUGGAGAAUGUUUCGACAACUGGGACCGCAUCAUUGCAGGACUGCGUCAGGAGACUCAAGACCUGAUUGACUCUGCACUGCAAAUGAAGCAGACUGGGUCUGCAGGUGCUUACACAAAGGAGUUUGAGGUCAUGCAAAGGAAACUUGAUGAAACAAGAGCCAUUCUUGAUGGAGCCAACAUCACCGGGUUGGAUCUCAUGGACCGCCAGAAUCUCAUAGAGGAAAUAAGGCGCAACCUCAUGGAGAGUCAAGCCGAGUUGGAACAAGUGUUGGAGCACAAGAACAACCUUACACAGCGUGCCUACUCUGCUAGUUUCAACCUCUCUGAUCUUCACGUUCGUGCUGAGAACCUGAGAAAUGAUGCUGAGGCACUACGAGCCAACACCACUGCCCUACAGGAGGCCAAUGUUGAAGGUGCAUUUAAUAUAACUAGAGAAGCCCAAGCCAGAUCUCGGGCUGCUGAAACCGUUGUACAAAAUGCGAAGGAAGACCUGGACCAGUCUGAGUCUCUCAGGCAUCUAACAGACCAUAUGCUGAGGAAAGCUGCUUCUCAUUACAAUAUCACCUACCACGAGAAUGAGAAAGCACUGCACAGGCUUCAGCAAAAUGUUUCUGACCUUGAAGCACAGAUACCAGACCUGAACGAAGCAGUGUGCUACAUGCGCAGUACAGUUGACCGUUGUGACACUCGCUGUGGUGGUGCUGGCUGUGACAAGUGUGGUGGACAAGGCUGUGAAAACGGAGCUGUGACACGUGCCAACAAUUCCUUGGAGAUUGCCCGGGAUAUUACAAACGUUCUUGAACAAAAGGAGAAAGAUGCACGAAGACUCUUUAGUGGGGUAAGUGGUGCAAAAACUGACGCAGACCUCGCCCUAGAGGAAGCCAAAAAAGCAUUUGCCCGAGCACAGUUGGCCAAGAACCAGUCAGAAAAUUUUAGUACCAACCUUGAAGACCUGUUGGACCGUGUGGAUCGUUUCCUGAAUGAGGCUGCAGCUCGCCCUUCUGAAAUUAGGACACUUGCAGAAGAGUGCCUGGGGUUGUCCAUCUCUUUGGAGCCUGAGCAAAUUCGUGAACUUGCCCGUGAGAUCAAUGAUACCAUUGCCAGUCUUACGGACAUUGAUGCUAUCUUGAAGGAUACAGCUCCUGAUCUGGAGAAGGCCAAGCAAUUGAAAGGAAGUGCUGAUCGUGCAAAGGCAAAGGCUGACAAGAUUCUGGACACAGCGAAAGAGGUUCUCAGAAACCUUGAUGAUGCUGAGCAGGCACAAAAGAGAGCUCAGGAAGCCAUCAACAAAGCACGGGAAAAUAUUGUCACUGCCCAAGGAGACUUGGCACAGAUCGAACUGGAGACAUCUGGCGCUCAGGAUGUGGCCAAUAAUUCCUUGGAUGAUGUGGCAGGGCUUCAAAAACGUCUUUCUGAACUCAAGAAUCUUUUCACAAAGAAUAAGUUAGACUCGGAAAAGGCCGCAAGUGAAGCUGAUGCUGCUGGCAGAAUGGCAGAAAAGGCACAGGAGGGUGCUCAAGAGCUGGAGGACAAAUACACACGGGCAAUGCAGGCCCUGCAGAGCAAAUCAGCAGCUAGUGGAGAUGUCAAGGACAGAGCAGAAAAGCUAAAGGAACGAGCACGUCGGUUAGCAGAAGAUGUUUCAACAAAAACUGGACAGCUACAACAAAUGGAAGAUGAAUUUGAUGAGAAUGAGAAACGUCUAAAGGAUUACUCCAAGAUCCUGGAGCAGCUGAACCGAGAGAUGACACAGCACCUGAACCUGAUUGAACAACGUUCUAAUUACUACAGAGUGUGUCAAAACUGAUUAACCUUGCAUAAAUUGGUCAUGGUCACUGUUUAGUCAUAACCUUUUCAAUAUGUGAGGAAAUCAACUCAGAUUGCCAUCCUAAUGCUGUCACCCUGACAAUCAAAAUAUUAAUUAAUCGUGCCAGAAUCUCUGUUUUGUGUUCAGGACAAUUAUUACAAGCUUUGCAUUUUAGUGUGCUCCCAGAACUUGGGAUUACAACUUUGCUGUUUCAUCAUUUCAGUUAACACCAAAGUGCCUCAAAUAGUUUUUCACAAGUGCAAUGUUUUUUACCAUUAUUUUAUCUCAGUUAUGUACAUCAUCCUAUAUAGUGAAAAAGCUUACAAUUUACUGUCCUUCAAGCUUUCCUGUCUUCAUCACUUGAUUGAACUAUCCACACUAUACUUUUUAGCAUCUUAGCCUUGUCAUGUAGUACACCGUUCUAAGAUGCAUGCACAUCAGCCAGGUUAAGUCUCACUAUUGACAGUAAGACGGAAGUAAAACCGUACAAUAAACACAUUUUUGUUUUUCUCUUCAACAUGCUGCUGUGCACCCUUCCCUGCAAAGAGCAUGUUAAUUUACAGCUAUUGUACAGGUGCCAUUUUGUUAUGUUGUCCUUGUAUCCUUAUUUUAGGAGUGCCUCGAAAAUCAACCAAGAAAUCAUUGAGCAGUGUCAAAAUGAAAAAGAGAGACUCUCUGAGUUGUGCAACUUGAGAAGCUUUAUGUGAGUUCUUUCAGUCGUAAUGAUGAAUGCUGAUUCACAGGAUAGCUCUCCAGAGUGUUCAUGUAAUGUUUUUAGAAUGCAGGCGUGCCGGUGGUUUCGAAUAUCAUUGAGCUUAUUCCUAGCCACAUAGUCUGUAUUUAUAUGCACCAUAUCCAGACGCCCACUCUUCUGAGGCAGCUUUUUUCUUUAUUAUUUUUUAAAUUUCUUUUUGUUCAUUGGGAAAUACAUGUUUUCUGCAUAUCAUCCUGCCAUUAACUUAUCAACAAUGAGUGUGAAGUUUGCUUUUUUUUUUAACUUGUUGGAUUCGCCUGUAAAAUCCAGGAGGACAGCGUUUAUAAGAAAUAAAUUGUUUUGAAGUGUUCUA
Molecule: messenger RNA, 7872 nt
Organism: Ornithodoros turicata
Lineage: Eukaryota; Metazoa; Arthropoda; Arachnida; Ixodida; Argasidae
Gene: LanB1
Product: laminin subunit beta-1-like
Exons: 33
Coding region: 209-6805 (2198 amino acids)
Biological process (GO): animal organ morphogenesis; tissue development
Cellular component (GO): basement membrane
Source: RefSeq, a predicted model, not a curated record